AAUCGACGUCUCCGUUCCAACUGUCACUCCCAGGAUCCCCCGCGGGCCAGGCUCCCCUCCCUCCUGAUUGGCUGAGGCAGAGGGAAGCGGAAGUCUCGCGCUGCGGUUGCCAGGAGACGGGAGAGAAGCUGGAGGCGGCGGGGAAAACGAUAUGACAGAGGGGAGAUGAAGAACCGGGGGAGUAAGAGCGGAAAAGCGGGGGGCAGGAGAAAGACAGGGGCCACAGAUGUCUCCCCGUCCACCUCUCUCCCCCCGCUGGUGGAGGGUCAGCUUCGCUGUUAUGUCAGGGUGACCGUGAGUAAGAUCCUGUGGACAGUCCCCAGACCCCCCCGCUCAGUCCUCAUCAGACUCCGGUGGUGGGGAGAGACGAGCAACGGAACAGUCUUCACCCCCAGGGACACGUCCCAGACCGAACAGAAGGAGGUGAAGACGACGACGCGCUACGCUGUGCACUGUGGCCCCAAACAGCUCAUCUCCUACCUCACAGAUAUGGGGGCGCUCGUACUGGACGUUCUCACCAGACUUGACCACUUGCCCGUCGGUCGCGCUCAAAUCAGCGACAUCUCGCGGCUCUCCCCGACACAUCCGCUCAGCGGCUUCUUCGCGGUUGUGUCACCGACCUCCGAGAAACUGGGAGAACUGCAGGUGUCUGUUGCUAUGGAACCUCUGGCGUAUGACACGGGCAAUGAUGUGAGCCAGGAUACAGCUUUAUCAGGGCACCCACCCAAGGGGGAGCCACUAAAGUCCAGCAAGAUCUUUGCAGACCACCGGGAGUCCGAGAACAGCAGAGUCUCCAUACCCAGGGGCAGAGACCACCUAUACUUCAAAGAGAACACUGAACCUAAUAGAGGUUUGGGGAAAGGACCACAAGUUCCGGAUGCCGGGGUGUCCCUGAGCCUCUCCUCUAAGGACAAGAUGUCUGCCAGUCCUGUGACACAGGAGAGAUCAGCUGAUCACCUCAAGGGUCCGUCAAGUGUGAGCACCGCACCCGCUGCCAGGGACCUGCUAACAGCUCUUUUAGAUCAGGGCAGCAAACUAAGAGAUGCUAUGGUGGAAUCCGCUCUGCGAAUGGACCCUCAGGUUGACCUCGAGGCAGAGUCAGUCCUGCCCCCUGUCUUGGAUAAAGAACAUUACAGUUCACGGUCUCUCAGGGCAGCACCGGAGAGUCUCGCAACCCUGCAACUUUUAUCAGGCAGUGGUAUGAUCCUGCCACCCGCAGAACCCACCCUUCCGGAGUUAGAGAUGACCACCGAGACCCGGGCCAUAGAGCUGCUUCUGGGCAGCUCACCUAUACCUAUCAGCCAGUUCUGGGAUGGGACCGGUUCACCCCCUGAGUCCAUAGCAGGAAGCGAUUUCUACAAUGAAAGUGAACUGAACGAUCCCCUGUACGACCAGAGCCUGCUGGAGAAUCUGUUCUACAAGACGCCGAACUUAGAUGACAGCUCUGGUGAUAUUGUCAGUGAUGAUGAUCUGUCAAAGUCUAGAAGAAAGGAAACUAAAACUGUGCAGUAUGAAAAGGCGGAAAAGCUUAAAUUAACUCCCCAGGAGACAGAGGAACAGAUAUCGCAAGACGUGUCCACCAGAAAAUACAGAUCUCCGGAGCGAUCCAGUAAAGUUGGGACAAGAGCAGAGACACUUGACCUGAGUGUUGACCGUCUUGCACAGUUGGGCCGUAUGCAUGCGGCGCGGGUCAUCGUGGAAUCCUUAAAGAUAGAACCUGAGAGCAACCAGGUGACAAGUAAAGGGAAACCACCAAGACCGGUAUCAGGGGUGAAACGAACGUUUUUUGUGGAAUUCCAUUUUCCCGUGUCAUCCAAGACCAAAGCAGGAGAAUUGGCGACGGCGACAGAAAUAACACGACUGGUGUCAAGCAGGAUUGUAAAUGGAGUUGUAAAAUUCCACCAAAGAUUUGUGUUUCCUGUCGUAUUCCACGGACCAAUGAUCCAGCACUGGUGGGACUCCGGCCUGACCUUCCGCAUCUUCAUGAGGAAGAGCACCCAGAAAAAGCCCGGACUUCUUGGCUCCGCCGUUCUGUCCCUUCGCGAUGUUCUCCGAUCUCAGGAUCUCUUCGUCUCGCAGUCCCUUUCAGUUCGGUGCUCGGAGACUCAGGGGGAAUUAGUAGAGGUUGGGCCCCUGAAGGUGUCAGUAGCCAUUGCUGGAGAAAGCAGAGAGUUCUCUAAGAUCCCAGAGAAGUCAUCUUUAAGAGUGGCGGACUCAUCGGCUUCACUCUCCAGACCCAACGUGAGCAUCAUGGAGGCUGAAGAUCAGUCGUACACAGAGGACUCUCCAGAGGAGCCCCCACCUUCAAUCUCCCCUGCUAAACCUCACACCCCCCAUCAGACAGAGCCUCCCCAAAGAGCACGGACACAACAAGUACUGGAGGCAGAAGAGGAGACUGGCUUAUUACUGCAUGUUAUCCUCAUGGUGCCUGCAGGCAAGGGCUUAGUGUGCACCCCCGAAUAUUCCUCCAUUUGUAAUCCAUAUCUGAACUGCAAACUGUUCUCUACCCAGGAAGCCACUCGCUCCGCUGUAGUGUGGGGCAGCAACCAGCCCCCCUUCAACUUCUCUCAGGUGGCUCCUGUCACUCUGACAAGUCGGCUCCUUGAAAAAAUGAAGAAUAACGUGAUGAUCAUUGAAGUCUGGAAUAAAGUCCCCAACCCAAGUACAGAUCAGCUCUUGGGCCUGGCCAAACUCCCCCUACAUCAGUUCUACAUGUCCUUCAGUGAUCCAAAAAUUUGCCGUCUUCUACUCCAAGCUCAGUACCCGGUGGUUGCGGUGGACAGCUUUGUUCCAAUCUUCGACAUGUUCACCGGUUGCGAACGCGGCCAACUCAGGGUUCUGCUCGCCAUGGGAUCAGGAGACCAAGUGGUGGCUCUACAGAGGCUAAAAAACGAGGAGGGGACCCCGGCGGCACCAAUGCCAAGACCGACGCAUUUUCUGGACCCACCACAGUCAUUCGUCCAGGCGUCCCGGACUUCAGAGAGCAGCACCGACCACGUGUUUGACAUACAUGUGGAAAACGUGAAGGGUCUGACUCCUCUGCAGGCCACGGUGUGGGGGGAGGCCGACUGCUUCGUACAGUAUUUCUUCCCAGUACAUUCUUCAGUAACCGGUCUAGGUACAGAGCUGCCAGAGAGAGGCUUGAGUCUGAAGCCAGUCCGUACGGCCACCACCCUUUGCAUACCAGAUCCUGUCUUCAAUGAUCGGCAAAGUCAUUCCUUGGUCGCGCCUUCAGACACUCCAGUGCAGAGGCUGCUGCUCAGUGCAUUCUCCAUGCAAGGCCUCUCUGCAGGAGGAGGGAUGACCUUUGAGAUCUGGUGCCGGUAUUAUUACCCCAAUGUCCGGGACCAGCUUGUGGCCAGGGCUCUCCUCCCCCUGUCCCGUCUGUGUGCCAUGGUGACAAUGCACCAUCGAGAAGAAGUGGGAAUCCAGGCGUUCUGCCUGCCGCUUACUCCAGUGAGUGAGACCUCAGCGGACACUCAUCCCCCGUCCUCAGGUUUAUUGAAUGUCAAUGUGACUUACAGACGUUCCAUCAGAAACCCUGUGGGGGUGCUGGCUACUCGCAUGGCCUCUAUAUCUGUGCAGAUACACAGAGUGUCUGGUCUGCAGGCAGCCGCCAGAGUUCUGGCACAGCAGGACCCUUCUUUCCAGUACAGUGCAGAUGUCGGGGUGAACGCUUUCGUCAUCAUCCGUCUCUCCUUCCUGCCGGAUCUUGAGGUUCGCAGCACGCGCACAAUCGCUCGCAGCUUCUGCCCGGAGUUCGAUCAUCACUCAGAGUUUCCCUGUCAUCUGGUGACACAGAGGAGCAGCGGAGAAGCCUGCAGCCUGGCGGAGAUCCUGCACUCCUCUGAGAUAGAGUUCUCCAUCCAUCACCAGAGUGUGACACACGCCAGUACGGGCAGAUCUCAACCAGCACGAGACCAUCCUCUGGGAGUGGUGAGAAUCCCGACCAGAAACCUGCUGACCAAGAGAUCAGGAAUUUCUGGCUGGUUCCCAGUAAUGGUUUCUGAAGACUCGGUGGUUCCCGGUACAGCAGGCAUCUUGGACAAUGUUGUGGGAGGCCUGGAGCUUUCUAUUGGUUUUGCUCAUCAUUCAGACAGAGAACGUGUCCUGGAGGUCGCUCGUGGUCUGGGUUGGACUGAGGAGGAGGAGGAGGACAGUGAUCAGGCCGGCGAUGCGCAUCGGGAGGAUGAAUUGGUUAAUCUCUCGGUUACUAUCCCCAAGGUCUGGCUUCCUGUGCACUGCCUGCUGAUGGCCGGACACAAGCACUUGCACAAGAGCACUUACUGCUACCUGAGGUACAAACUGUACGAUAAGGACGCCAUCUGCUCCGCACUGAAGAGGCCGGCACUCUCCGAAGACGGGCAGCGGGCCACGGUGGUGUUUGAGCAAACGAGAACUAUGGAGCUGAUGAAGCGUCAGCCACUUGUGUGGUAUCUGAGGGAAGAGAAGCUGGAGAUACAGAUCUGGCGCUCCUAUGGGAAGGACGUCAGUGGUCCAAGGCCACAAGACACUGACCGUCUUCUUGGGUGCGCCUAUGUGGACCUUGCUGCUCUGUCAGAACAAACCUUGCGGACCCUCUCAGUUAGUGGUGUAUAUCCCCUCUUUAAACACAACGCACCCAACCUGUGGGGGGCAGCAGUGAGAGUUCACCUGUGCUUGAGCUCUGCCUAUCACCCUUCACCAAGCACCAGAUACCCGAGUUCUCCAGAAGAGGAGACACUUACCGAGGAUUAUGAGACGCAGGAUAAUGUCUCCAAGGAGGAUUCUGAUGGCGAACAAGAUGAUCGCAUUCAGUCUAAGAAGAAAGAGCAAAGUCUUCUCUCCUCAGAGAGUCCCAGCAGUGAGCCGGCGGCCAUGGAGCUGGAAAAUACCUUCACAGCCAAUAUAGUGGUAGAACGGGCCAUGCACCUCAGCCUAAAAGGCAGUCCUCUGACAGAGAGAGCCGUGUCCGCUCCCAGCUGCUGUGUGUCUUUCCCGGUCGCUGGUUCUUCAUCCCCUGUAACUACCCCAAUAGUGGACAACACCGACUCCCCAACCUGGAACUUUCAACACCAGGCAAGAUUGAGCCAAGAGCUUCUUCUGGAUCCACAGCAAACCUUAGUGUUCAAGGUGUGGCACAAAGCAGAUGCAGAACGUGUUCUGGGCUUCGCCUCUGUGGAUCUUUCUCCUUUACUGUCCGGCUUUCAGUCAGUAUGUGGCUGGUACAAUAUCGGCGACUUCACGGGUCAGUGCCAGGGGCAGAUCAAAGUGUCCAUCACCCCUCUGGAAAACAUCUUACAUCUUAAGGAGGAGAAACGGGCGAGAACGGCGGAGGCUGCACCGAAACAGAAUGAGGUCAUGCCACAUCCGUCUUCUCUGUAUCACACCAGUCCUGCUCUGUUCGGUCCGUUCACCCCUUACCCUCUUCCCCAUACAGCGGACCUCCCUGACAGGAAUCCUGAAGCCACUAAUAGGAAGGACAUGUUCACAUCUACAGGACAUGAUGAUCAUCAGGAGACAUUUCAGCAAGCGGAGCAGAACACUUGGAGCGCAGAACAUGUGAACCCUCUGUCCCAGUCAUCGCGCACAUCUCUACUGCCUGCACUCAGGAAGAACCUUGGUGAACUUGAUGAUAUUCAGAAGUAUUUCAACCAGAAGUUGUACCGAAGUCUGCCGAGCACAGAACCAGCGGAAGGAGCGUCCGUACAGAAUGUGGAAACCAAACCUCAAAGUUACUCAGAAGAUAUCCAGACGCGUCUCCUACUGACUAAAUCCAAUCUGUUAGUGACCCAAGUCAGCAACCUCAUCAGCGGUCUUCAGGAAAAUCGUCUCUUUGGAGAGGCGCCAACCAGCAGCAGGAGUGACCCUACAGGACAUGUCCAGCACAUGGACACACAGGACGCAUCUCCUGAACGAGCUGAGCAGAUCCUGGGUCACCACGAGGAGUGGGAUGACGCGUGUGACCACCACAGGGCAGAUACCCCACCGUUCUCACCAGCUGCUCAUAGACAGGACAACAUGGAGGACUUUGAUCCCCCACUGGGAGAUGGCAGCUUCCUCCUAGGACAUGACUUCCAUGCCAGCAGUGAUGACGAGUAUGAGGAGAACGUCAUCGAGCCCCGAACGCUGAAUGAAAUCACCACCAUCACUGAUCGGACCAGCCCUUGGUCUAGUGUCCUCUCCGAUACUGAGGCUGAUCUCAUAGAACACGACCCGAUAAGGGAUCAGACAUCUCCAGCAGACAGCCCGACCAGUGGGGAUCACCCCGAGAUCUGUCCUCUGCUCCCCAAGGUACUUUAUCAGGUGGAUCAGUCCAGUACGCACAGCUCUGAUGGGUCUCGUAAAGACCUCACUGACAUCGAGGGGCAAGAGAUAACGGCUGAGCGUGAGGUAGAAGCAUUCGGCGCACAAACCAUCCAUCAGGUGACCUCCGACCAUGGUGAGGAUGGAGGCCGUGAUGUCAUUGAAGAGACUGAUGUAACCUCUGCUGAUCCGGAGAACGAUGACACUCACCUACAUGAUGAGGAGUCUGAUGACGGGGGUGCACAGAGCGGGGAGAGGAGAUCAGAAGACGACUCAACCCACCCAGACACCGGCCCGUCAGAAGAGGAACCCGCUGACCCGACAGAGCCCAGACGACAUUUACUUUCGGAUCCGAUGCUUCUCCCAAACUUCUUCCUCCCGCCGGAGCACUUGGAGGCCUCUAUGAGGUUCCUGAGCGUUUCUCCUUCGAUCCCCUGUGCUCAGAAGGAUGGAGAGGACCCCGGGGCCCCUAGAGGAAUCCCUUUUCGGCGUCGCCCGCGCCAGGUGCCCGGUGCAGAACUACCAAAGGCCGAGAUCAAUCGAAUUGCAAGGAUUUUUGCUGCACAGUUUUCCAAUAAAAAGUGAAGGUGACAUCUUCAGACCUCGGGGCACAAUGCCUGGUCUCCUCCCCCCUCAGAUCUGUGAGUGUCUGGGUCUGCUGUCACUAGUAGUUCAGCAUAAACAGAUCAACUCCUUACAUUACUCCCCGCCACUAUUACCUGAUCAUUGUAUAACCAAAUCCAUAAAAAGGUGGAAAGUAUAUGGUAAAAUACUCCAGAGCUGAAUUCACAAUUCUGCUUAAUGUUAUUGGAGACUGGUUGAUGGUUUACAGUAAUGGGCGUAAAUGUUGUCCCCCCUGAAU
This is a messenger RNA of Hyla sarda, 7147 nucleotides long. It is a transcript of the gene C2CD3, whose product is annotated as C2 domain containing 3 centriole elongation regulator. Bases 166 to 6870 code for a protein of 2234 amino acids. The record is from RefSeq and is a predicted model, not a curated record. Gene Ontology annotation, cellular component: centriole; centriolar satellite. Gene Ontology annotation, biological process: cilium assembly; centriole elongation. The transcript is spliced from 32 exons. Lineage: Eukaryota; Metazoa; Chordata; Amphibia; Anura; Hylidae.